This is a messenger RNA of Medioppia subpectinata, 1952 nucleotides long. NCBI's taxonomy places the organism in Eukaryota, Metazoa, Arthropoda, Arachnida, Sarcoptiformes, Oppiidae. The record is from the annotation of a GenBank genome assembly.
GUUUCGUCGCGUAAUGUCGAAGAGUUGGUCCAACUGUUGAAGAAAGAGAUACUGAAAACGCAGAGCGAAUCCCAGGGAAGCAGCGAAGAGACCAACAAAUAUCGGCAACUAUUGGUCGGAACUCUGCACUCGAUAUGUCUUAAAUACCCGGACGUAAUGGCAUCGAGUAAUUUGAUGGCCACUCUGUUUGAGCUGUUGACCAACGCCGACGACGAGACCACCGCUAUUCUGGUGAUUGUCUUCACGCGGGAAUACAUUCAGAAGAAUUUGAACCAAAAGAAUUUGAUUGUCUCGCGAAUAUUGGAUGUGUUUCCGACCAUUCGUAACGUGAAAGUGCAUCGCGGCUUGAUUUGGGUGUUGGGAGAGUUCUGUGACGAAGACGAGACACAGAUACUGGAGGCCAUGGCUAUCAUACGCGCCGCCAUCGGAGACAUCCCUAUAGUGGAGGCGGAGCUCAAGAAACUGGAGAACGGAGUGGACGGCGAAGACUCGUCAACAGCGCCCGUUGCAGAGCGGCAACAGAACGCGGCGCCCAAUGCGGCCAAACUGGUGACCGCCGACGGCUCUUAUGCCACGCAAUCGGCGCUUAGCGUCAACACGAAGAGUGUGGACAAGUCGGCGAACGUACCGCCGCUGCGAAACCAUCUGCUGAACGGCGAGUUCUUUAUCGGCACAGCUCUGGCCAACUGUUUGGUUAAACUGGCGCUGCGUUACCGUCAAGUGGUCGGUGCGGGCAAACAGACGAACUCAUUUCUGGCCCAAUCGAUGCUCAUAUUGACGUCGAUUCUUCAUUUGGGAAAAUCCAAACUCAUUACCCAAACCAUUAAUGACGACGACUUCGAGCGCAUAGCACUCUGUCUAAUGAUUUUGACGCAAAUCUCUGCGCCGAAUGGCGUCAAUCCCGAAGUGGAGGCUCUCGUAAACACAAUGUUUUUGUCUGAAAUGCGCUCCUCAUUGGAGAGUAUGCUUACGAGUAGUAAAUCGGAGGCCGAAGAGGCCAAACACGCCGUCAAGUCUCGACCCAACAAAUGUGUCGAAAGUGACGAUCACUUGGUUUUCAGUCAAUUGAUGAGCAAAAACUCGGAAACCAUUGAGAAUCAGUUUGAUGUGAGUCUAUCGCAAGCCAUCGCCGGUAACGUCGGCCCCACAGCGACCACAAAUCUCGGCCAGAAGUCGUCGGUCAAUGUGUCGGACCUGUUGUCGUCGUCGAAGCUGUCGAAAGUGACCCAAUUGACCGGUUUCAGUGACCCCGUGUACGCCGAGUGCUAUGUGAACGUCAAUCAGUACGACAUAUGUCUGGACGUAUUGGUUGUUAACCAGAGCUCCGAUACCCUACAGAAUUGUACCCUAGAGUUCACGACAUUGGGUGACCUGAAACUGGUGGAGAAACCGCAACCCCUGGUGUUAGCGCCGCAUGACUUCGCCAACAUUAAGGCGUCCGUCAAAGUGGCCUCAACUGAGAACGGCAUCAUUUUCGGCAAUAUUGUGUACGACAUCUCUGGGGCCGGAUCUGACCGGAAUGUAGUGGUACUGAACGACAUCCACAUCGAUAUCAUGGACUACAUAAUCCCCGCGACGUGUAAUGACUCGCAGUUCCGGCAAAUGUGGGCCGAAUUCGAGUGGGAGAACAAAGUGACGGUCAAUACGGGCCUCACAGACCUGCAGGACUAUCUCAAUCACUUGAUUCAGUCCACAAACAUGAAGUGUUUGACACCGCAAAAGGCACUGUCGGGCGACUGCGGCUUUUUGGCCGCCAAUCUCUACGCGAAGUCCAUCUUCGGUGAGGACGCGUUGGCCAACGUUAGCAUCGAGAAGGCGUCGUCUGAGGCGCCCGUCAGCGGACACAUCAGGAUUCGGGCCAAAUCGCAGGGAAUGGCGUUGAGUUUGGGCGACAAAGUGAACGCCUCACAGAAGGCCGCCAAACCCGCGUAGAGUUGGUCUCAGGAGUCGAU